Frieseomelitta varia is the source of this 2246-nucleotide messenger RNA. RefSeq names its product dnaJ protein homolog 1-like. Gene Ontology annotation, cellular component: cytosol. The record is from RefSeq and is a predicted model, not a curated record. Gene Ontology annotation, biological process: negative regulation of transcription by RNA polymerase II. The coding region runs from base 245 to 1312 and encodes 355 amino acids. The transcript has 2 exons. Gene Ontology annotation, molecular function: protein-folding chaperone binding. Lineage: Eukaryota; Metazoa; Arthropoda; Insecta; Hymenoptera; Apidae.
GCCGUCGACCCAUUCUCGAAAGUUCCGGAAGCCACUAGAACGAAAGUUUGUAUAUAUGGACCGCACAGCUUACGCGACACUUUAGUACGUGAAGAGAGGUGUUAAAUGUUGUUUCAAGCAAUCUGUCAGAAACAAACAUUUCAUCGAUUUGCGUAACAUUUUCAAUAAAUCACAAGUGAAUUCAGUGCCAAUCGGAUUUUCUAAUCCAUCAAGCGAUAGGAAGAACAGCAACGAUCAGUGACCAAUGGGGAAAGAUUAUUAUAAAAUAUUAGGCAUAAACAAAAGUGCCAGCGACGAUGAGAUCAAAAAAGCAUACAGAAAGUUAGCUUUGAAGUAUCAUCCUGAUAAAAACAGGAGUGCUGGAGCAGAAGAGAAGUUCAAGGAAAUAGCCGAAGCUUAUGAGGUGCUUUCUGAUGCUAAAAAGAGGGAGGUAUAUGACACCUUCGGCGAGGAGGGAUUAAAGGGAGGAGCUGGGUCAGCAGGAGGCGGUGGUGGUGGAACAACAUAUACUUUCCAUGGAGAUCCAAAAGCCACCUUUGCUCAAUUCUUUGGUUCUGCUAGUCCUUUCCAAACUUCCUUCUUCGAGUUUGGAGGUCCUAUAGGAAACCGAUUAUUUGCUUUCCACGAUGAUGACAUGGACAUUGAUGACCCACUUGGACUGGGAGUUGGGCCACAGCGUCAAGGUGGCCAAGGUGGAGCUUUCAGAUCACAUUCUUUCAACUUUGUGGGAUCUAAUUCCGGCAGAGGUGGCAAUAAGGAUCGUGCUCAAGAUCCUCCUAUUGAACACGAUCUCUACAUCAGUUUAGAAGAAAUUCUACGUGGUUGUGUGAAAAAAAUGAAAAUCUCCAAACGAGUUGUACAACCUGAUGGCACUACUAAAAAGGAAGACAAAGUUCUUACAAUUAACGUCAAGCCAGGAUGGAAAGCUGGCACUAAGAUCACUUUCCAAAAGGAAGGUGACCAAGGCCGUGGGAAAGUUCCAGCAGACAUUGUUUUCAUCAUCAGAGACAAACCACAUCCUCUCUUUAGAAGAGAGGGAAGUGAUAUAAGAUACACAUGCAAGUUAAGCUUAAAGCAAGCUUUAUGCGGUACUGUCAUUGAAGUUCCUACGCUUACUGGCGAAAAAAUCAACUUAAAUUUGACAAGAGAAAUCGUAAAGCCCAAUAUGGUUAGGAGGAUUCAGGGUCAUGGCCUACCAUUCCCAAAAGAACCAUCAAGAAAAGGUGAUCUCUUGGUCUCGUUCGACAUCAAAUUUCCUGAAACAUUAUCGCAAAGUGCAAAGGACAUACUGUAUGAUACUUUGCCGAAUUGAAUACGCAAAAUUGAAAACAAAAAAUGCAUGGAUAAUUGUCAUCACAACGACAGUCCUCUAAUCGUCCCAAUUGACGAGAAUAAACACUCGUGUACGUUCUAGUACAUAAAUGCGUGGUUAGAGAGCUGUGACAAAAAUAUUUGUUAAGGCGAUGCAAAUAAUAAUUUUAUCUUCUAGCUAGGAAAAUGUGAUUUUUCCAUUAGUCAAAUGUAAAGAAAAUCAGGUUACUGAUUUGAGUUUAGACAAGUUUAUGUUCAUUACAAUUCGGAAUGGUAAAACGAAAAAUCAUUGCUUUGAUAGAAACAAUGAAAUGUACUUCUGGCUUUACAUGCGGGAAGAAUGAUCCUAAAAUACUGAUUACUGAUUGAAUAUCUUACAUUAAGUUAUAUGGUUUAACAGUGUGAAUCGGUCUGUAUGAAUGUGAUUUCCUUAAUUUUGUUUAUUCUGUACAUUUGAAGUAUAUAUGUAUUGUGUAAACAGUUGGGGUGAAUGAGCAUAUGUUUGCUACGUGGAUGGAUUUGUAAGUAUUCUUUGACGUAAAUGCGUGAUGCGUGUCUGAUUUGUAUGAGCGGUAAAUCUACAGAAAUAUGACAAAUUAAACUACCAUUACUGUUUAAAUCGUCGUAUUUUAUUUUUGCUGGUUUUUCAUUAUUUGUACAUUAUAGUUUGACACUCCUUCAUAUACAUUAGCAAAAGAAAUUAAAUUCAUGUAUUCUCAUAUCAUCAAAGUACAAAAAUUGUACCUUGCUCAUUAAUUUUCUUUGAUUUUACGGUAAUUGGUGGAAGAUUUUGUCAUAUGAAAGCAGAUGUGUGUAUAAAGAAACUGUUUGUAAUAUCGAGCCGAUUGUUUUCUUAUGUAAUGCGUCUUCUUAAUUUUAAUGAUUGAUUAAUUAUUUGUACGCUAAAAUAAUAUCGAUACAAUUAAGUGACACAA